Molecule: messenger RNA, 729 nt
Organism: Prunus mume (Japanese apricot)
Lineage: Eukaryota; Viridiplantae; Streptophyta; Magnoliopsida; Rosales; Rosaceae
Gene: HB1
Product: hemoglobin 1
Molecular function (GO): oxygen binding; heme binding
Source: RefSeq, a predicted model, not a curated record
GAAGAACAUUGAUAUCUCCAACAUCCUCAAUACCAUUUUCAAGAAUUUCAUAACAUGGAAGGGAAAGUUUUCACAGAAGAGCAGGAAGCAUUGGUGGCCAAGUCAUGGGGUGUGAUGAAGAAGAAUUCUGCUGAAUUGGGUCUUAAAUUCUUCCUAAAGAUAUUUGAAAUUGCACCAUCAGCGCAGAAGCUGUUCUCUUUCUUGAAGGACUCUGAUAUUCCUCUGGAGAAGAACCCAAAGCUCAAGCCCCAUGCUAUUUCUGUCUUUGUUAUGACCUGUGAGUCAGCCGUUCAACUCCGGAAAUCAGGCAAAGUCACAGUGAGAGAAUCAACCUUGAAAAGAUUAGGUGGAGUACACUUCAAAUCUGGAGUGGUCGAUGAACAUUAUGAGGUCACUAAGUUCGCAUUGUUGGAAACCAUAAAAGAAGCAGUGCCAGAAAUGUGGUCACCAGAGAUGAAGAACGCAUGGGGAGAAGCUUAUGAUCAGUUGGUUGCUGCUAUAAAAGCAGAAAUGAAGCCCUCCCCUUAAAUUAAACACUUCAUCAAUACAAUCCCAGCUCUUGCUUCAUUUGAAAUUUUACAACAGCGGCAUGUGCCUCUGUUAAUCUUGUUUCAUUGUUUGUUAUUUUCUUAACCUUUUCUUUUAAAUGAACUUUUGUGAGUAUGAUAUUUUAAAUAAGAUCCACUCGGUUGUAAGCUCAUAUUUAUAUCCCCUAUAAAAAAAUUAUUU